Molecule: messenger RNA, 918 nt
Organism: Aspergillus melleus
Lineage: Eukaryota; Fungi; Ascomycota; Eurotiomycetes; Eurotiales; Aspergillaceae
Product: putative elongator complex protein 1
Exons: 1
Coding region: 1-918 (305 amino acids)
Biological process (GO): tRNA wobble base 5-methoxycarbonylmethyl-2-thiouridinylation
Cellular component (GO): elongator holoenzyme complex; cytosol
Molecular function (GO): tRNA binding
Source: RefSeq, a predicted model, not a curated record
AUGAUGGUCCCUCUCUCGGAGCAGGAACUAUACGACCACGCUGUCACGCUCGCCACCACCCUAACCGAGGAGAGCCGCGACUACGUCUCGGCCGCAACCAUCCACGCCGAGCACCUGCACGACCUGCCUGCCGCCGCCCGACUCCUCUGCCGAGGCUCGCGCUUCGGCGACGCCACGCGACUACUCGCCCUGAACGGCCAGCAGGCCCUCAUCCCCGAGAUUGUCGACACGGGGCUCGCCGACGCCAUGGGCACCAUGACCGACCUCCUCGCUGACUUCCGCUCGCAACUGAACGCCCAGGUGCCGCGCAUCCGGGAGUUGCGCGUCCGCCGCAUCACCGACCCCCUGGCCUACUUCGGCGGCGACCCCACGACCGGCGAGCUAGGCGUCGACAUCCCAGACAACGUGUCCCUGGCGCCGACGGACGCAUCGACCCUGGCCGGCCGCAGCAUGUUCACGCGGUACACGGGUAACACAGGCAAGACCGGCAAGACGAGCUCGUCGCGCCAGUCCUCGCGGAACCGCCGUCGCGAGGAGCGCAAGCGCGCAAAGGGCAAGAAGGGCACCGUCUACGAGGAAGAGUACCUGGUGAACAGUGUGCGACGAUUAAUCGAGCGCGUCAACACCACCAUCCCCGAGGUCGAGACGUUGGUGGAUGCGCUGCUGCGUCGGAACAUGCGUGAGCGUGCCGCUGCUGUCGAGAAGACCAUGCAGGAGGUGGUCAAGCUGUGCGUUGAGAGCCGCGAGGAAAUUGUUGGUUCCGCUGUCGAGACUCCCGCGCAGCAACAGCAGCAGCCUGACGAAAACCCCGAGGAGGGAAAUGAGUUCGCGGCUGUGGCGACAGACAGCCUUGCCUCGGCGCAGAAUCUGCAAAUACCGACGGUCAAAUCGAUGAAGCAAUCGGCUUUGUUAAAUUGA